AUGACAAGGAUGCAGCCUCUGAGCAAUCUCGUGGCACAACUUUGGUCAGCUGUUCUCCUGAUUCUGCACAUUCCGGGCUUGGCAACUCAAACAGAGGUGAUCCAUACCGCGCUUAUUGUUGUUCCACCUCUGUUCGACGAGAUUCAAGUGCUCACAAUGACAGAUGUGCUACGUCGUGCCGAAGUUCAGGUUAGUUUAGCCUCGAUGGUUCCCGGGAGCAUGGAAGUUCGCGGACAACAUGGUCUGAGCAUUGUAACUGAUAUCCAGUUGCCAAGCUCCACAGAGCCAACUAUGGACAUGAUACUGAUACCCUCAGGUGAUCACACGUACGAGUACAUGUCAGCGGACUCGGACCUCGGUGCGUUACUUCAGGCGUACGCAAGAGACCGGAAAUAUAUAGCAGCCAUGGGUACCGGUGUUGGGGUUUUGGCCAAUCGCAAAAUUUAUUCCGGUAGUCAAGUGACUGUUUAUCCCAGCUUGGAAUCGAUUGCAGCACAGAAUUUUCGAAUUUCAGGAGAGAAUGUGGUUAUCGAUGGCCCCCUGUUCACUGCACGUGCUUCGGUGAAUGCACUGGAGUUCGCGCUGAACACGGUAGAGCGACACGCUCCGCGCAACUCAAACGAGAGAUUGCAUUCAAACUGUAUGCUCAGAAGAAGCUUGAUCUCGGGGUUCGAGGCGGAGGAGGAGGUGCGAGACCAAUCAGAUCACACUGGAUUUUCUUGCUGA
Molecule: messenger RNA, 726 nt
Organism: Echinostoma caproni
Lineage: Eukaryota; Metazoa; Platyhelminthes; Trematoda; Plagiorchiida; Echinostomatidae
Source: the annotation of a GenBank genome assembly